AUGGCAGGAGGGUCUCUUCUGACACAAGGCCUCGAGCCACUCCUGCGACGCAAGUCCCCGGCCAUCCACGAGAGGCUUAGCGAGUUGUACGAGCUCGACGACGCACUCCAGGCGGCGCAUGUUCAAGCCAUCCGCGACAGUGACCUCGGCGAGGAAGUCGUGACCAAGUACAAAGCCUUUCUGACUUGUCGCGAGCAACUGGUCGCUGAGUUGGAGAAGCAAAAGAUUCCAGUGCCGUGGCAGCUGCGCACGACCAUUGACGAUCUCGAGCUGACGUUGAAGCAGCGAAACGCGUCGCGUUCGAACGAGACUCAAGACCCCACUCAGUCUCCCCCAUCUAUGCAAGUGGCAGUGGCAUUUAUUGGACCGACGCUCGUUGCACUAGCAAUUGCCACGCUGUGGUACCAUUUCAACACCUGA
This is a messenger RNA of Hyaloperonospora brassicae, 420 nucleotides long. Lineage: Eukaryota; Oomycota; Peronosporomycetes; Peronosporales; Peronosporaceae. The record is from the annotation of a GenBank genome assembly.